AUGAAGGUUGGCACGCCGGACGCGGAAACGCUGGGCCUCGUGCGAGAGCUUCUCUCUCAUGCCUCCGACAGUGCCCCUAAAAAAACAGCAGUUCGGUCAAGCGACAACGCCCUCCUGAGGUGCGAAGUGCCCCUGAGCAAGAGGAAGGAGCAGCGGACCUGCCUUGACCGCUCACCAGCAUCAGAAGUGCCGAUAGAAUUGCGAAAACAUGCCAAACACACUGCCUCGCGCAGUUUCCACCCAACAGUGCCCCGUGGACCCUCACUCCAUACUGAGCGACUUGCGCGUCUUCGUGGGCAAUGCGUCUCUACUGCAACGAUGCAACGCUCAGAAGGAGAAAUAGGCAGGGGUAAGGCGUGCCGCUGCUCUCAAGAUCACGACGGAGUCACAAAGGCCAUCACCGUGGCAUUUCAGCUCUCUUCGAGGCCCGAAGGUCAGUGCAGGUGCGAGCGCGAAUCGAGCUCUGGUACUGGUACGGCUACUCCUCUUGAGACCCAGAGUGAGGUGUUCUCGCCGUCCGCGGUACUACAGGGUGUGUUGUGCGCGCAUACAAAGGGUAUUAGCCUUUCCUCGGCGACGGCUGUGCGUAUGGAAACCCUUCAGCAAAGAGAGGAGCUGUUGCUCCUUCGACGCUCCUUCACAAUGUGGCUGACUGCCGCGAGCCAGAGAUACAUUCAGCAGUGUGCCGCUUCGUAUCACUGCUUCCUGAUGCAGUGCAUCAACGAUACCAUAGGAGACACCACAUCGAGAGUAAAGAGAGAGGUGGAUGCAUAA
Messenger RNA from Leishmania braziliensis MHOM/BR/75/M2904, 774 nucleotides. RefSeq lists its product as hypothetical. The transcript has a single exon. The record is from RefSeq and is a predicted model, not a curated record. Lineage: Eukaryota; Euglenozoa; Kinetoplastea; Trypanosomatida; Trypanosomatidae. The coding region runs from base 1 to 774 and encodes 257 amino acids.